Paramecium pentaurelia is the source of this 946-nucleotide messenger RNA. The record is from the annotation of a GenBank genome assembly. NCBI's taxonomy places the organism in Eukaryota, Ciliophora, Oligohymenophorea, Peniculida, Parameciidae.
AAUGAACAAAUUACUAGCAUUUGCAGCUAUUACAUUAUUAACAGUUGGAAUCCAUUAACUAAGCCAAACAGAAUCUGUUGAUUAAAGAUUGUAAUUUGAAAAUUACACAACAAAAUAUGGCAAAAUCUAUUCACCAGCUGAGAAAGCAUAUAGAUCAAAGGUUUAUGAAGAUGCUAUGAAAUAAAUCUAAAUCUAAAAUGCUGACUUAAGUAGCACUGCCAAAUUCGGAGAAAAUUAAUUCACUGAUUUAACACCUGAAGAAUUCGCUGCUUUAUAUUUAACAAGAAAUUAAUCAAACAUGAAUCUUAAUGCUGAAUUAUAUGUUCCAUAAGGACCUGUAGGUGCAUCAGCUGAUUGGUCAAAUAUUACCAAAGUUAAGGAUUAAGGUAAUUGUGGUUCAUGCUGGGCUUUUUCUGCUGUAGGUGCAGUUGAAACACUUUUGACUCUUAAGGGAGUUCUUCCAUCAAACACAUGGUUAUCAGAAUAAUAAUUAGUUGAUUGUGAUAGAGGUACAAACAAUGGAUGUAAUGGUGGUUUUGAAAAUUUGGGUAUCUCUUGGGCUAAAAAGAAUGGUCUUACAACAAGUGACAAAUAUCCAUAUGUUGGUAAAUAAUAAAAAUGUCAAAUUUCAACUGGAUAAUAUAAACCAUCAGGAUAUUAAGUUGUAUCUGCAAGUAACAUGUACACUGCUUUAUCUUAUUAACCAAUUACUGUUGCUGUUGAUGCCAGUUCAUGGUAAUAUUAUAAAACUGGUGUUUUUGAUAAAUGCACAUUAAAAUCAUUAAAUCAUGCUGUUUUGGCUACUGGUUUCUAAGAAGAUGGAGUUUGGAUUAUCAAGAAUUCAUGGGGAACUGGAUGGGGAGAAAAAGGAUAUAUUAGAUUACCAGCUUAAGGUAACCCCUGUGGUGUCUAAAAUGAAUCCUAUGUUGCUUAUCUUGAAUGAGUU